AUGGGGUUCGCAAAUCUCAGAUACCGUGCUCAGCACCCGCAUGUGAGUGGUACCACCUCAUCAGCCACCGCUCGUGCAGCGUCGAAGGUCCUCUAUAUACCCGAAUUACUUGAGAUGGUGCUCGCUCAACUCCCGAUGAAGGAUCUUCCCUUUGCUCAGCGAGUCUCCAAGCAGUUCCGCGCCAUGAUCUGGACCUCCAGACGUCUUCGGCAGAAGCUCUACAUGCGGCCCUCAGAUUACCCGCCUGAUCAUGCCAUCGCCUGCCACAACCAAGCUACCGUAUCUUACCUCGGUCGUAAUGCUCUACUGGUCUCCCGCAGCUCACAGUCAAGCUGCACUUACUCCCAUGGUGUCUGCUUCUCUACCCAUUCUUGCGCACUCUCCAGUCAGCCCGACAACGCCACGGCGAGGUCACGCUUCGUGCAUCUCAACAUCGAGUUAGAGACUCAGCUGGUCAAAAUCGACUUCUACACUCCGGGUCAAACCAUCAACGCAUUCGAGCUGGCAAGUCGUGUUCACCAGCAUUCUUGA
Messenger RNA from Fulvia fulva, 531 nucleotides. RefSeq lists its product as uncharacterized. The transcript is spliced from 2 exons. NCBI's taxonomy places the organism in Eukaryota, Fungi, Ascomycota, Dothideomycetes, Mycosphaerellales, Mycosphaerellaceae. Gene Ontology annotation, molecular function: protein binding. The coding region runs from base 1 to 531 and encodes 176 amino acids. The record is from RefSeq and is a predicted model, not a curated record.